Molecule: messenger RNA, 1360 nt
Organism: Spea bombifrons (plains spadefoot toad)
Lineage: Eukaryota; Metazoa; Chordata; Amphibia; Anura; Pelobatidae
Gene: NMI
Product: N-myc and STAT interactor
Exons: 9
Coding region: 230-1291 (353 amino acids)
Cellular component (GO): cytoplasm
Molecular function (GO): nucleic acid binding
Source: RefSeq, a predicted model, not a curated record
UGGCUGGGAGGUUUCGGUUUCUAUUCAUUUUCCUGAUGAGAAUAAGGGUGUGACGAUACAAGGAAGCAGAGCCGUCCUUUACCCCCGACACCCAGCGGCCCGUGAAUUCACGUUAUUAACCUUACUGUAACUUUGAAAUCAAUCCCUUUUCAGAGUUAGAAAUAUUCCGUUGCACUGAAGACAAAAUCUGGGAAUUUAACCCUCUUACUACAUAUAGGAUUAAAAUAAUAUGGAUACCUUAAGUAACCUGAAAGAAGAACAUGAAAAAUGGAAGCAAGCUGUUCUUGAGGAAGAAAAAAAGAAAUCGGAAGCACUGAUCAGAAAAUGCGAUGCUGAUGAGAGAAGGCGAGAAGCUGAGCGCCACCUGGAGUCACUUCUCGCUCGGGAAAGAGAGAUACAAGAAAGAAUGAGAGCCCAAGAAGAAGCUUAUUCUAAAAGAAUGGAAGAGUUAAGGAAGAAGAACAAUGACCUGAAGAAACGAGACACAGAUCUGACGAUGAGAUUAAACGAAGCCACGGAAACUUUCAUCAAACUGGAAGAAGAGCUGCAGGUUGAGAACAAAGUAGAAGAAACUGAUAUCAAUUUUGUUGGGCCAAGUAAAGAUCCCCCGAAGAAUGAGAGUAGCGACAUUUCGUACAAGUUCAUGGCUACCGUAAACAGACCCUUUGUGUUGCAACCCGGUCAGGCCCUUCUGACGUUUGAAAACGAGCUAGUUGCUAAAAACAUAAUCAGAAAAAAACAGUUUACGCUCAACUUUGAAGGCACAUCCGUAGACGCAAGAGCGCUUCCGGUCCAUCUCAAUAAAACAAUUAAAUUUGAGAUCGACACGAAUAUUUCUAGCAAGCAGGUCCGUGUUGUCAAUCUACCCGCCGAUCUUCCGGCCGAGUACAUUAAAGAUAAAUUGGAACUAAAGUUUUAUAAAUCGGACGUCGGCGGAGGAGAGAUAGAGGAAGUGGAAUACGAUAGCGAUAAUCAUUCUGCCGUAAUUACAUUUCUAGACGACGGAGUGGCACAAAGAGUCGUAAAACAAAAAGAACAUCAGUUAUUUCCGGGACAUGAAGUUACGGUGGAGCCCUGUGUCCGGCACGCCUUGAACAAGUUGCAGUUGUUCUCCGAUGUUUCCCAGAGAACAGUUCUUUUGACGGGUAUUAAUGGUAUCAAGGACACGGAAGAGAACAUUCAAGAUGAAAUAGAGAUUUACUUUCAGAAACCAAGUAAUGGAGGUGGAGAGAUAGAAUCCAUCGUCUACACUCAGAAUAAGGAGAGGGCCGUUCCCUUUGAGCAGGAUUAAAUUUCUGAAUGAUACGCAUUAUCUACUUUUAUUUUAAUGAUAAUUUUGCUGCAAAGGAAUAAAAUGCCA